Molecule: messenger RNA, 2052 nt
Organism: Cladophialophora bantiana CBS 173.52
Lineage: Eukaryota; Fungi; Ascomycota; Eurotiomycetes; Chaetothyriales; Herpotrichiellaceae
Exons: 4
Coding region: 1-2052 (683 amino acids)
Biological process (GO): DNA-templated transcription
Cellular component (GO): nucleus
Molecular function (GO): zinc ion binding; DNA binding
Source: RefSeq, a predicted model, not a curated record
AUGCUCCUAUGCGCCUGUGGUCAGAGCGAUACGGAGCGGCCGAUCGGUAUACGAUCUGACGCCUUUCCAUGUGAUACACGUGUGUUAAGUCAUUUACAGGAGGAGAGGUUGGCACACCUGGAAGAGAAAUUAGAUCUCCUGUUGAGUGGUGGCUUACCGAGCCAUGCCACACGUCCAGAGCAGACACUCGAAGAAACCGCUGAUUAUUCAGAGAAGUCAUACUCGGUGACUCCUCCGGCUCGCGAGCCCAGUUACCCUACUAGCCACCCUUCUUCUACCCUCGAGUUCAACUCCGAGAAUGCGAAUUUGCGGCCGCGCCCAUCCGACAUCGCCGUUGGAAUCGAGCUGUACUUCAAGUACUGUCACAAGCAACCGAUCUGGUGCUUUGGGCCCGAAGAAGUGGGAGAUCACAGCUCUCUCCCUGAAGAACUUGCUUGCAGUAUCCUCGCCCUAACUUCACGCUUCCCACCCAGAUGUGAUCAGUUGCGCCGCUAUGGCAAGAAUGCGAGGAGUUUGAUCAUGCUUCGUAUCGCGAAUGGUACGGUGGACCUUGCGACCGUUGAGAGCUUGUGUCUGCUUUCGUACUCCUUUUUUAUUGACGGAAACAUGUCCCUCGGCCAAUUUCACGUCGGCCUUGCUUUCCAGCUCUGUCGAUCCGCUACGCUGGACCUCGAAUCCACAUACACCGUCGAUGACGCGACCACUGAGCGGAAAAAAAGGCUCUUCUGGAGUCUUCAGAUACUUGAGCAGUCGUACGGCCGACAACACGGUCUUUUGAGCGUGCCAACAGAGACAUGGCGACCAUCUUAUUCGUCAAGUGGCAGAGGACAGGGUCCGGACAGAGAGAUUGACCAAAAGGCCCCGCCUUUGCCCCGGGAUGACCUGGGAUGUUCAACACCGACUGAGCCAGGAAUCUGGAACACAAGUGUCCAGCUAGGAUGGGUGUGGAGUCGGGUAAGAAAAUACGUGUCGAACUGUGCUCACAAUAUCUGGAAGGAACCUUGGCGGCACGACUCGAUGUAUGCCAUGGUGCUCUCUGAUUUUAUGGAGACAGAAAACAGGAUACCCAUCUGCCACCGAUACGACUCGGUCAAAUUCUACGAGCGCAAAGUGGAGGAGUUGAAAAUCAACCGAGAUUAUUGGGCCCCGUGGCUGAGGGAGCAGUUCACGUACCAUGCGAUCCCUACCGUUUUGAAUCACCCUUUCCUCUACAUCAUCGGGGCACAACACAAUCCCAACUUGGCAAUUCCGAAUACGUUUUGGAGGAGAUCUUCCGAGCUCGCCCUCUUACACUCUACCUGGAUUGUUCGCAUGAUUGACAUGGUCUUGGACAAACAAAUGCCGCUGGUCGAUCCAUUUUUCGGACAUGUCGCUGCCAUUGCAGCGACCGUGCAUCUCUAUUAUUGCUGUGCCGCCGAUUCCAGGUUGAAACAUAAAUCAAACACGGACUUUGCCAAAUGCAGGAGAUUUCUGAAAAGCUUUGUACCCUUUUCACCCGCCUGUAAAGCUUUGGACUCUAAUCUAGACAAGAUGACGCGGAUUGCUGCCGGCUCCGAGAGUAUGGAUGUUGAAGACUGGAUGCCUUCCAAGAUCUACCUCAGUGUGCCUUUGAUGUGGGAUAUCCUACAGUUCAACUGUAUAGCGGAUCCUCGCGAGAUACCCACUGCCGGCUUACUGGACACCUCCCUCUCACCCGCGGUGCCUCAAAAAUACGCGGACGAGAGCUCAACCCUUGAGAUUAUUGUCGCUACCUCACCAGAAAUUUCUGUAAACACCGCUGAUGGAGGGCAAGAUGCACCAAUAUUAUCGUACAGAGCUCCUGUCUCUUCGGCGCCAGAGUCUGCACAGAAGAAUGUCUGCAACGAAAUAUCUGUUGAGCAAGCAGACAGCCUCACUCUGAACACUACUCCGUGGCUGUGGGCGGACCCUUCGCAAUUCGUCGGCAUGGGAGACAUGGGCUAUCACGACUCGCAGCCCGCAAUGGGCGAUGCUAGGGGCGCGGCAUGGUGGGAGGUCGAGAACAUUGGUAACGUCAUGUUUAAUCAUUUCUAG